Messenger RNA from Maudiozyma barnettii, 1707 nucleotides. It is a transcript of the gene AMA1, whose product is annotated as Ama1p. Bases 1 to 1707 code for a protein of 568 amino acids. The transcript has 2 exons. The record is from RefSeq and is a predicted model, not a curated record. Gene Ontology annotation, biological process: anaphase-promoting complex-dependent catabolic process; positive regulation of anaphase-promoting complex-dependent catabolic process; positive regulation of ubiquitin protein ligase activity. Lineage: Eukaryota; Fungi; Ascomycota; Saccharomycetes; Saccharomycetales; Saccharomycetaceae. Gene Ontology annotation, cellular component: anaphase-promoting complex. Gene Ontology annotation, molecular function: anaphase-promoting complex binding; protein binding; ubiquitin ligase activator activity.
AUGUCUUCAAACAUUAACAGUUCCAGAUUAACACCAAGAUCAUUACAACACGAAUUAUCUCCACUAGAAAAGAAUUCCUUGACUUCUCCUCUAGAAAACAAAACAAUCAAUACUCUAGAUCGAUUUAUCCCACAUAGUACUUCACAAAGAGCUUAUAAGGCCUCAACGUUUUUGAAUCAGUUUUCAUCCGAUGAUGCAAGAAUAUUGGAGGAUACAUCAAGAACACCACAACGACUGUCAUCACCAGAAUUUUUUACAGAUCUCGAAAGAACAAAUUACUAUUCUGCUUUAACACUUGAUCAACUUGGGAAUUCAACUUUAACUAGCUUAUCUAGCGAUUCCCAAUCUUCAAAUAGGAUCAAAAAGACCAAGAAAUGCAAUAAAUUAAAACAAUCGAAGAUGCAUCGAAAAAAUAUUGCCAACUCCCUUAAUCUCUUUUCACAAACAAAAGUUUUCCAGUACAAAAAUGACACAGUUACUAUUCCAACUGAUUUUAAGAAUGAGAUUUCCAAAUUACAAGGAUCUAACGAAAUCGAUCAAAGAGAUAAGAAACCAAGAACUGGAACUUACGGUAGAAAAACUGCAAGACCAAAAUCCAUAGUUCCUUUCAGAGUAUUGGAUGCAAGAGCCCUAAGAAAUGAUUUCUAUACAAAUCUAAUUGCAUGGUCAGCCACAACAAAUAACAUCUUAAUCGGAUUGGGGGCAUCUGUUUACAUGUGGUCAGAAAGAGCUGGCGCUAUUCCUGUCAUGAAACAUAGUAUUCUGGCGGAGAGAAAUGACUUCAUAACCUGUGUUUCAUUUUCACCCUAUAAUAGUAGGAUAAUUAUUGGAACCAAAAAUGGUUCUUUAUUUCUUUAUGACCAAGAUAUAUGUGUUCGUCAUAACAAAAAAUUUAAUGGUCUAGUUGCAUUAAGUCCAAUCCAUGAAUUCAAAAGAGAUACAUCAAAAGGUGUUGCCUGCAUCGAAUGGUUUCAUAACGAGCAUUCCAACUUUAUCGUAGGGGUAGAGUCUGGUGAGGUGUACAUUAUGGAUAUAACGAAUUCAUCAAAUGAUGAAAUAAAUAUUAAACUAAUUGGUGAAUUCCAGGCACAUGGUCAACAAGUUUGCGGACUUUCAAUAAACAAAGAUGACACUGUCGUGGCAAUUGGUGGAAAUGAUAACUCGUGUACACUGUGGGAUAUCUCUGAUCCCAAUUCUCCAUCCUUAAGAUACAUUCUAAAACAUUCGGCAGCUGUAAAAGCAGUAGCAUUUUGUCCUUGGUCGAAGUCGUUAUUAGCAACUGGUGGUGGAAGUAAAGAUAAAACUAUUAAAUUUUGGCAUUCUCCGACAGGUACAUUACUAAAGGAAUAUAAAACCUCCAGUCAAAUUACGUCCCUUAUAUGGUCCAUUAAUUAUAGACAGCUCGUAGUAACUUUUGGAUUUGGUGACAUCGAUAACCCCGUAGUGUUGAUUGCUUAUACUUAUCCUGAUCUUAAUGAAAUGCUCUAUGUCAAGACGCCCACACCACUAAGGGUACUUAGCGCUGUACAUUCACCAAACUGUUCUUCUAUAUGUGUUGCAAUGAAUGAUGAAACCAUUAGAUUCUAUAAGAUAUGGGGAGGAUCUUCAGACGUCAUUAAUGAGUAUCAUGAUAAAGGCCUCUAUGGAUCUGAGAUCAUUGAGUUUAUCGAAGGAAUUCACAAUAGUUACAGAGGGAAGAUAAGAUAA